AUGCUGAGCUGUCGAGCCUGCAGAGCGAUCGAGUCGCUCCCAUGGACAGCUGUGCGCCUCAGCCAGCGACAUUACAGUCCCUCUGUGACCCGCUCAGCCGUCUUAAUCUCGCGCUCUUCAGCUCGUGUACGCCGACAGAUCGACUCGAGGCAGCUCGUACCGUCUCAGCGGCGAUGGCAUGCCGGUCAUGCGCACGAGGGGCACCAGGAAGAAACGGCGGAAGCGCUGCUGGCCGCAGUCAAAGGCAAAGGGGAUGCAGGCUCGCGCAUCACGCUCAUUGGCUUGGCGAGCAAUGUCAGUCUCGUCCUCGCAAAGGGCGUAGGCGGAUAUCUCACCAACAGCGCCGCGCUCAUCGCUGAUGCUGCCCACUCCCUUUCUGAUCUCCUUGCUGACUUUGUCGUCCUCGCGUCCUGGCGGAUCUCCCGUCGACCGCCCUCGAGACUGUACCCUUUCGGCAUGGGCAAAUUCGAAUCUAUAGGCAGUCUGAGCAUCUCCAUCUUGCUCAUCGGCGGUGCACUUGCCAUCGGAUCACAUUCUUGGCAUUUGCUCGUCUGCGCGCUCGAAGCAUCAGAUCAGGCUGCACUGGCAGAUUGGGGUCGCUUCCUCCUGCCCAGCGUGCUAGAGUUUGGUCACUCACAUGCACACCACCAGAGCGAUUCUCUGCUGAACCCUCAUGCCAUGUGGUUCGCUGCUGCCUCGCUCGGUAUCAAAGAAUGGGUCUACCGGGCCACGGCAAAAGUAGCGAUACAGGAGAGGUCCAAUGUGCUCAUGGCGAAUGCGAUCCACCAUCGCGUGGACGCAUACACGAGCGGUGUCGCUCUCGUUGCCAUUGGCGGAUCUGCCUUGGGCUAUCCGCUGUUAGAUCCACUGGGUGGUCUGCUCGUGUCGGCACUGAUCUUACGACAAGGCGCUGGAGUUGGCCUCGCAGCACUCAAAGAGCUCGUCGAUCGGUCUGACGAUCCAAGCUUUACGACCAAGCUCGAAACCUGGCUGCUCGCCCAGCGCAAUCCCACCGUUGUCCGUGCAGCAGCAGACUCCCCACAAGUGCCACCGUCUGCGGUAGAAGCAGACCGUCAUGCGCCCGUACAAUGUGCAGAUGACCAGCAUCGUUUCGAUUCACCCGCUACCUCUGUGCAGCAACACGAUCACGAUCACGCACACCACCAAGAACGUGCAGCUAUCCAUCGGCAGGCCGAUCUGCCCAUCCUGUGCGUCUGCGAGACCAGACUGUACAAGGCUGGCGGAUUCAAGCUCGUUGAUCUGCUCCUGCUGGUGCCAGAAGGGCUUUCAGUCGUCGAGGCCUACCAGCUCGAGGUGGAGCUCACACGUAGACUCAAGAAUGACUUCAAGGGCGUACAGGAAGUUGUUCCCAGCGAACCAGUGCGGAAGAUUCACACCGAUUCAGACAUCGCGGCAUGGAAACGCUCGCCUGCUUACAAACGUAUAUACCUGAUGAUGCUACGACUCAACGCUUCAGUCUACCGUCAGCCACUGCCCAAAACUACCUCUCUCAGUCCGACUGUGCAAAGGAUCGCGGCGAUCUUGGACAUGAUAGCGACCUGGGCAGAUGAAAUGCCACUCGAUACAGGUCCACAGCGAUUCGGCAAUACCGCCUUUCGCAAGUGGUCUGCGCGUCUGCAUGAGCGAGGCAAAGAGCUUCACGUCGAUGCGAUGCCUGCAGAGUAUCACACUGCAUUGCCCGAGCUAUUGCAUCACUUCGAAGGCUCAUUCGGCUCGGCGUCUCGGCUGGACUUUGGCACAGGACACGAGCUGUCCUUUUUGGCCUACCUGACCAUACUCCAUCUCUUGCGCCUGCUCGAGCCUGCAGACGAACGCGAUACCGUCUUUGUGCUUUUUGUGAAAUACCUUGCAAUCUGUCAGACGCUCCAGAAGAAGUACAAUCUUGAGCCUGCAGGUAGCAAGGGCGCUUGGGGACUCGACGAUCACUUCCAUUUGGCCUAUCUCUUCGGCUCUUCCCAGCUCAUAGAUCAUCCUGAACACACGCCUUCGGAGAUACUGCAGCCCAUCGUGGUACGGAAAGCGUGUGACUCGUUCAUCUUCUUUCGGUGCAUAGCACACGUCACAGAUCUAAAGAGAGCUGCAUUCCGUGAGCAUUCACCUCUGCUCUAUUCGAUCGCUACGACGGUCGCCAGUUGGAGCAAAGUCAAUAGCGGUAUGAUCAAGAUGUGGUCAGCCGAAGUGCUCGAAAAGGCGCCCGUCGUGCAGCAUUUCUACUUUGGCCAACUUUUGCCCUGGCUGUCCUCUCCUUCCAAAUAG
Messenger RNA from Mixia osmundae IAM 14324, 2277 nucleotides. RefSeq lists its product as uncharacterized. The transcript is spliced from 6 exons. Gene Ontology annotation, cellular component: protein phosphatase type 2A complex; membrane; cytoplasm. Gene Ontology annotation, biological process: transmembrane transport; mitotic spindle organization; monoatomic cation transport. NCBI's taxonomy places the organism in Eukaryota, Fungi, Basidiomycota, Mixiomycetes, Mixiales, Mixiaceae. The record is from RefSeq and is a predicted model, not a curated record. Gene Ontology annotation, molecular function: monoatomic cation transmembrane transporter activity; protein tyrosine phosphatase activator activity; peptidyl-prolyl cis-trans isomerase activity. Bases 1 to 2277 code for a protein of 758 amino acids.